GGAAGUGCGUUCUGUUGCCGCCACUGAACAGGCGAGGAGUGGGACACAAGUUAAGAGAGCAACUUCUCAACACACGACAAAAUGGACAACGUUUGUAUCGACAGUUUGAUCCUGAAGCUCCACGACGUGGACGCGGUGAAGUUUGGAGAGUACAAGCUGAAGAGCGGCAUGAUGACUCCCAUUUACAUCGACCUGAGGGUGCUCGUGUCCUACCCUGUGCUCAUGAACCAGGUCUCAAGUCUCAUCUACCAGCGAGUGCAAGACGAGGGGCUACAGUUUGACUCGGUGUGUGGGGUCCCAUACACAGCCCUGCCUUUGGCCACCAUCAUCUGUUCUAGACAUGAACUGCCCAUGCUGAUCAGACGAAAGGAAGCCAAGGAUUAUGGAACCAAGCGUCUUGUGGAGGGCUCAUUUCGUGAGGGGGAUACAUGUCUUAUCAUUGAGGAUACGGUGACCAGUGGCAGCAGCAUCCUGGAGACUGCUGAAGUGCUCUACAAAGGAGGACUGAAGGUGACGGACGCCAUAGUACUAAUGGACAGAGAGCAAGGCGGCGUAGAGAUGUUGGCUUCUCAGGGAAUCAAACUCCAUCCCAUCAUCUCCAUGUUCAAAUUGCUCAACGUGCUGCUGGCAGCCGAACGCAUCGACGACCAAACCGCACAAAGUGUUCGCAAGUUCAUCCUGGACAACAACACCUUCAGCCCCAAGGAGAAGAAUGGCAGUGAUGCCCCUGCCACCAAGAAGCCAUGUAUGGAAGAGAAUGUGGAGCUGAGCUAUGCAAACCGAGCCACAUUACCAAAUAUUCACCCUCUGGCAUCAAAGCUGCUGAAGAUCAUGGAGGAGAAGAAGUCGAACCUCUGUGUGUCUGCUGAUGUGACGAGCAGCGAGGAGCUACUUCAGCUGGCCGACUCUUUAGGUCCGAGCAUCUGCAUGCUGAAGACCCACGUAGACAUCCUAAAGGACUACACAGCAGCCUUCAGCCAGAAACUGCAGGCUUUGGCUGAGAAGCACAACUUCCUCAUCUUUGAAGAUCGCAAGUUUGCCGACAUUGGCAACACGGUGAAGCAUCAGUACGAAGGUGGUUUGUACCAGAUCUCAUCUUGGUCCCACAUAGUGAAUGCCCAUGCUGUACCAGGGCCCGGGGUUGUGAAGGGUCUGAGUGCUGUAGGAAAGCCUCUGGGCCGAGGCUGUUUGCUCAUAGCACAGAUGAGCUCCCAGGGGUCACUGGCUACUGGUGAAUACACAAACGCUGUGCUGCAGAUGGCAGAGGAGCAGUCAGACUUUGUGAUUGGGUUUAUCUGCGGCUCUAAGAUCAGCAAGAGACCAGAGUUCAUCCACAUGACCCCUGGAGUACAGAUGCAGGCUGGAGGUGAUGUGUUGGGCCAGCAGUACUCCACUCCGGAGGAAGUCCUCUGCAACAAAGGCUCUGAUGUCAUCAUCGUCGGUCGGGGUAUCCUUGAGGCUCCUGAUAGGCUGAAAGCUGCUGAGUCAUACAGAAAGUCAGGCUGGGAAGCGUACACAAAGAGACUGGGCCGGUGUGAGCAAUAGGAGCUCUGGAGCCGUAAUAUGUUACUACGUCUAAUUUGAAAUUGAAGCCUUCGGUAACUGUAAUACGGACCUCUGCUGAUGACCUGGAAAAAUCAUUUUAUUUUUUAUAUUUUCAAGGAGCCCUCUUGUGUGCAUAGUCGUAUACAUAGGAUAAUUUGUAGACCACACUGCCACAUCCAAAUGCACACCUGUUCCUACACAACCAUGUGGUUUAUUGACAUUGUAACCUGGCAGGUGUGGGGGAUCGGACACUGCUGCUGAACAUAUGCAAAUCUGCUCUCUUCCUUCUGUCCUAAUAAUGAGCAGCUUUUUAAAUGUGUUCCUCCGAUGCCCGCCUGUUGCACAGUGCACAACUUGACCUAAAGUUCAUCUGCUAAGGUGCUUUUGACCAGGUUUGAGCAGACUUUAGAUAAAAUGGUGUUCAGUGUUUCUUUCUUUGACUUCAUUCCUCCUGUCCAGGUCCAAAACGUGCAGAGUUUAUAAUAGCUAGUUUACAAAUUAGGUGGCUGCUAAACUCUUGACGUAGCCAGAGGAUUUGUUUGUUAAAGCAGGAAGACAUGGUGUCAUUCCCUGGACAAAGACUACUGCUUCUUAAGUCAAGGUGAAGCUUUUCUUUGUUACAAACCCACCAUUCCUGUGUAUGUUGAAAUACUAGACCAGGGUUUGUAGUAGAAAUAACAGAGGGUACAAAAUAGUUUUUAAUUGUUAUUGAAUAUUUGGAUUGAAAUUCAGGGCAUUUUCCAGCACACAGAUCUUUUUUUGUGGAUCGCUUUUCACAAGAUCACAGACUCACUCUGACAGCUCGUUUCUGCUGGUCGUGCAUGUUGAGCCCUGGCUUCUUCACUAUCAGUAUUGAGUUGAUUUGAACUUGUAUGCACAUUAGGUUAAUUUCAUAGCAAGUGAAAGAACCUGGUUAGGCACAGAUCAGUUAUAGGUGACAGUAUUUUGACUGAUGUGACUAUGCUUUUUAAACGGUAACACUUAACACUGUGAAUCGGUUACAGAAUGAUGUCUUAUGACUUGCCUGAUGGAUUUCAAUCCACUGCUUUAUUUUAUUUUUAUUUCUGAUUGUAGCCAGAUCAGUUGCCACAACUGUCUUAAGUCUGAUGUCUGCCGUCCAUGUUGCUUAACAAAAAAAAAUAAGAAAUGCUGACAUGAGGCAUUUCUAAAAGGGAUGUGAAUUUCAGUUAUGAUGUGAGAUAAUCAGCGAUCCCACAGAACCGGUCUACAAGUUGUUUUUUCAUUGUUUGUCAACUGUCUCCAAAAAGAAAGUUGAUGAACGGGUUUUGUUGAAAUAAGAGAGAAUUAUCUUCAGGUUGUUACAACUGCCUGAAUGCUGACUGCAGUUGAAUUUUGUAAACAGUGUGUCCUGGAGCAAUUGGCAGUUGUAUUCGUUGCUAUUAGUAACAGGCUCACGUGCAGUGAAAUGACUUCAAGGUAUUGUGGAUGAUGAUGAUAUUGAUUUUUUAAAUGUUAACUCUCUUCUCUUACAGUGACCUUAUUUAGCUGUUCCCUCCAUGUACUUUUCCUUUGUGACUAAAAUAAGAAAUGGGAUCAAACUAAAUAAAUAAAUCUGUGGUGAAAACUUUACAUAGGGAAUUGCUGUAAUAUUAUACUGCUGUGUAGGUGAACUGUAAAUAAGCCUUCAUAGCAGAGGUAAGUCUGCUGUGCUGUGAACUAUGAAUUGAAUGAAAAAAAAUGGCUUACCAGUGAGUCAGAACUGAAUUUCAGUUUAAAGCAGUCAAUCAAAUAAACACAAAUCAAACACAA
Molecule: messenger RNA, 3315 nt
Organism: Larimichthys crocea (large yellow croaker)
Lineage: Eukaryota; Metazoa; Chordata; Actinopteri; Sciaenidae
Gene: umps
Product: uridine monophosphate synthetase
Exons: 10
Coding region: 82-1545 (487 amino acids)
Biological process (GO): 'de novo' UMP biosynthetic process; 'de novo' pyrimidine nucleobase biosynthetic process
Molecular function (GO): orotate phosphoribosyltransferase activity; orotidine-5'-phosphate decarboxylase activity
Source: RefSeq, a predicted model, not a curated record